AUGCCGCUGUCGAUAAAACAGAUAUCGCGGCAAGUGGCGACCCCGUCACCCACCCAAACCGGCGACGUUCUCAACAAACUUCUGGCCACAAAGGAUAUUAUUAACCGGACACUUCUUUCACAGCACAAACGAGCGUCGUAUCUUGCAAACGUCCUAAUAGAAGUGGAGGAAAACAUUCGUGAAACCACCGAGAUUGCCGUGAAAAAUAUUAAGAAUGACAUAGAAAAGAGCAAGCGAAAGAUAACUCCGGGCAUCAAGCGCUUGCAGGAUAGUCUGAAAGGGUUAUCAAAAUCAGAAACAUUCAUAAAGCAUGACGACAAGGGAGGUAAAAACGCAGACACAAAGAAAGCCAAACGUCGAAUUAAAGAAGCUCAGAAACUGAUGCAGGACUUUCCGAGCGGCAAUGUAGAAUACAGUGUGUCUACCUGUCUAGCAGACCAUAUCACCCAACUUUGCAACCGUCUUAUGCAGUUGUCAAUAAAAAUCACAUCAUCGAAAUUUGAUUACAACGAGACACCCCGCAAUUAUCAAUCUGAUUCCGAUUCUGAUGAGAGGACACAACGUAUGAAUGAGAGAAGCAACUCCGCUAACAAUAUUUAUGACGAGAUAGGACAUUAUCUUGAGGAUGAUCCGUAUUUACGACCAACGAGGAAAACAGAAAUCAAGGAUCAAGAACGGCGUCCAGAAGUGCCACCUUUACUCCUCUCACAUCUUGAGCCUUCAGAGUUAAGUAAAUUGAAUAGCGUACACCUUUUUUCUAGUGAUAGUGACUCUGAUGACGAUUUUGACACAGGAAAAUUUAUGCCUUUUAACUUGCAGCCAAGGAAUCGCAGUCCUCUUGUGCGCCAACCUCGAAUAGGAGAAAUCAAGCAACACAAAGAAACACGAUACGUUCGUGAAGGAGUUCGACGAUCACGUUCUCCUAAAUCACCAAAACCUGAUAAUGGCGUUAGAGAGCAUAAUUCCCCUAAGCAGGAUAAACCUGUCGACAACAUACAUGGCACUAAAUUCACUUCAAAGGUAAAUCGUAUGAGCGGGGGCAAUCAUGGAAGUUUGCAGAAACCGAUUGACAAUUACGUUGAAACAAUGUCGUCAACAUUGGACAGGACGAAAUCUGAAACCAGAGCAUUGACAUUUGAAUCUUAUUCAAAACCAACACCAAAACGUCUAUUACCAGCUAUUCCUAAACCAGCGGAUGAUGUUACGGAUGGGGUCACGAUUUUGCCACGUGUGAUAUGUACUAACACCAACCAGGAUGCAGUAGUCUCAGAGGAACAAAGUAAUAUGAAGACGGAACAGCACAUACCUGUUAAUACUAAUAUAAUGCCAUAUGUGGACAUUGAAGAAAUCGAAUUUAGAAAGACAAUACGUACUGCCAGGAAAGAAAUACUGGAUAAGUUAAAGCGCAAGAAUCGUGGUACGCCUGUGAAUGAAACGUCAGUUUCGGAAGAGUUAAAAAUGAGCGAUUUAGUCUCAAAUCAUAGCACUCAAAACACCUCGCAAAUAUCGAACUUUGCACUAACCUUGCCGUAUUCUAAACCAACUCAAGUUACGGGAGUACCAAUAAUGUCUCGCACGAUCAGCUCUGUUAGCCGAAUGAAUGACAACGGAAUUUUCAAGAGCAAGCUGGUCCAGGUCGGGUCUUCCGUAAAUAAUCCAAACGAUUCUAUAGUUAGUUCAAAUAUUAAGAAAUUUGAAGCCACAAUUUGGAACAAUGAAUUAGUCGAGUUAAAUAACAGCAAAUUAAAGCAUUCCACUCCGCCAAGAAAAAAUGGACCCCAUUUGAGAUCUUCUAGCGAGCCGAGAUCAACGUUGUCUGUUAUUAAAUCGUCAGCAAAAUUUCUGAGGAGACCCUCACCGUUGAAAAAUAACGCACUGAGACCACGCCACGACAGCAGUGGCAGCAGCACGUUCAACGAUAGCGAAAAAGAUAAAACAGAAGACAGUGCUAUCGGAUCAUCGAGCAAUGGUUCAUCAUUUCUUUUAAAAUCGUGUACCGAGAAUGACCUUAACGACCUUGAGAAAGCACAGACCACGUCAAAUGACCAUCACCACCAUGGCAAUGAGAAUGCAUUGAAAACGAACAACAAGGAGAGCAAUACGCUUCUGAAGUCGCCACUGAGUCAUUAUGAGGAUGCUGAGAAUGACGUCGGCAAGAGGCAUGUGAAUUCGAAGAAGGUGUAA
Messenger RNA from Dreissena polymorpha, 2184 nucleotides. RefSeq lists its product as uncharacterized. The coding region runs from base 1 to 2184 and encodes 727 amino acids. NCBI's taxonomy places the organism in Eukaryota, Metazoa, Mollusca, Bivalvia, Myida, Dreissenidae. The transcript is spliced from 4 exons. The record is from RefSeq and is a predicted model, not a curated record.